This is a messenger RNA of Cololabis saira (Pacific saury), 3313 nucleotides long. It is a transcript of the gene arhgef2b, whose product is annotated as rho/rac guanine nucleotide exchange factor (GEF) 2. NCBI's taxonomy places the organism in Eukaryota, Metazoa, Chordata, Actinopteri, Beloniformes, Belonidae. Gene Ontology annotation, biological process: actin filament organization; positive regulation of neuron differentiation; regulation of Rho protein signal transduction. The record is from RefSeq and is a predicted model, not a curated record. Gene Ontology annotation, molecular function: microtubule binding; guanyl-nucleotide exchange factor activity. Bases 114 to 2858 code for a protein of 914 amino acids. The transcript has 22 exons. Gene Ontology annotation, cellular component: ruffle membrane; cytoskeleton.
CCCCCGCCGGGCUGAGACUGCGGACUAGAACCAGAACCAGAACCCGGACUUUAGUUCUGCCGGAGCUGCGGUUAUUGAUCAGUGAUCAGAAGUGAUCGGGGAUCGAUCCCGCGAUGUCGCGGCUGCUGGAGAGCCGCAGAGGAGACCGGAUGAAGGAGAUCAGCCUGAAGAAGGAGAAGGAGCGCCUGAAGGAGCGGGAGAAGGAGGCCCGGGAGCGGGAGAACCGGUCCAGCAACGGCCACCUCUUCACCUCCCUGAGCGUCUCGUCUACGACGCUGUGCUCGUCCUGCAACCGCAGCAUCACGGCCAAGGAGGCGCUGAGCUGCCCAGGAUGCAACGUGACGAUCCACAACCGCUGCAGGGACAGUCUGGCCAGCUGCGCCAAGAUGAAGCAGAGGCAACAGAAGUUGGCGUUGGUGAGGAACAGCUCCACCCUGCAGACCGUCGCCAUGCGGACCAAGACCCCCAUGAUGAAGGAGCGGCCCAGCUCGGCCAUCUACCCGUCCGACAGUCUCCGCCAGUCCCUGCUGGGUUCCAGACGGGUCCGGUCCGGUUUAUCGCUGGCCAAGAGCGUCUCCACCAACAACAUCGCAGGGGGGACGGAGGAGGUCGUGGGUCUCCGGAGGAUUCUGUCUCAGUCCACCGAGUCCCUGAACUUCCGGAGCAGAACUCUGUCCAUGGAGUCUCUGACGGACGAGGGGGAGUGGUGGUGGAGCCCCCUGCUGGAGGAGCUGCAGAACGAAGGCAACGCCGUCAAGGCCGACAGCUGGAGCAUGGCGGUGGAACCGGGAUUCCUACAGACGCUGCACAAGGACCUGAUCAAGCAGCAGGACGUCAUCUACGAGCUGAUCCAGACCGAGUUCCACCACGUCCGGACCCUCCGGAUCAUGGAGGGCGUGUACCGGCGCGGCAUGCAGGAGGAGGUUCUGCUGGAGGCCGGCGUGGUCCACACCAUCUUCCCCUGCCUGGACCAGCUGCUGGAGCUGCACUCCGGCUUCCUGACCGAGCUGCUGGGCCGGAGGAGGGACGGUCUGGUGGACGAGAGUAGCCCCAACUUCACCGUCCGGCGGCUGGGAGACCUGCUGCUGAAACAGUUUUCCGGCCCGGCUGCAGACGACAUGAAGAAACUUUACUCCGAGUUCUGCAGUCGACACCCCAAAGCUGUGAAACUCUACAAAGAUGUUCUGACCCGGGACCGGAGACUGCAGCAGUUCGUCAGGCGGGUUUGUCGGGGUCCUCUGCUGCGUCGUCAUGGCGUCCAGGAAUGCAUCUUACUGGUGACUCAGCGAAUCACAAAGUACCCCGUCAUCAUCCAGCGGAUCCUGGAGAACACCAAAGGUGAUGAAGAGGAGGCCGCCGCCCUGAGGAAGGCCCUGGUUCUGCUCAAGGACCUGCUCACCUCGGUGGACCAGGAGGUUCUGGAGCUGGACCGGGCCCGGCGGCUGCAGGAGCUGCAGAACCGUCUGGACCCGCGGACCCACGCGGAGCUGCGGGAGGGAGGAACGUUCCGGGGGGGGGAGCUGCUCCGGAGGAAGCUGCUGCACGAGGGCACGCUGCUCUGGAAGGUGCAGGGCUCCCGGAUGAAAGAUGUUCACGUCCUGCUGAUGUCAGACAUCUUGGUGUUUCUUCAGGAGAAGGACCAGAAGUUCAUGCUCGCAUCGUUGGACAAGCCCCCGGUCGUCUCCCUCACCAACCUGAUCGUCAGAGACAUGGCCAACCAGGACCGAGGGAUGUACCUGAUCAGUGACUCGUCCCCCCCUGAGAUGUACGAGGUUUAUGCUUCGUCCAAAGACGACAGGAAGACCUGGAUGAGCCUCAUCCAGAAGACGGCUCAGAGCUGUCCGUCCAGAGACGAGUUUCCUCUCAUCGAGACUGAAGACAAGGCUCUGCAGCGCCGUCUGAGAGCCGACAUCCAGCAGAAGGACCGGGAGGUUCUGGAGCUGCUGCAGGAACGGGCCACCCUGUUCUCGGACCUAGUGGAGGCCUCGGCCCGGGAGGGGGGGCAGGACCAGAACCAGGACCUGGUCUCGGUCCGGGCCUCGUCGGGCCGGAACCUGUUCAGGGCCGACACGCCCCACGCACCACUGGCGGAACCGCUGCUGCUGGCGGCCGUGGGAGAAGUUGACAGAUUGACGUCUCUGCUGUCGGACUCCAGCGUGAACAAAACCUCCGUAACCAACGGCAACCAGGAGAUCGGCAACAGGAACUCUGGUUCUCUCAACGGUUCUGUGAAGCUCAACAACUCCUCGUCAAAGGACAGAAACGGAAACCAGCUGCAGGAACGGACCCUGAACCAGGAAGUGUGUCAGCGAUUGGUCGGCCUGAGUACGCAGCUCCACGCCCUGCAGGCCGCGGUGAUUCGCCAGGACUCGAUCCUGGAGCUGUCCAUCAACACGUGCCCCGCCUCCUGCACCAGCGCUGGCUCCGCCCCCCCCGGGCCGCGCCUCCACCGCUCCAUGUCGCGCGACGCGGGGAUGGACGCUAGCGGCGACGCAGCGCUGCUGCAGCGGCAGGUGGAGCUGCUGCAGCGGCAGGUGGAGCUGCAGCAGGAGGAGCUAACGCGGCUACGCCUCAAGGAGGAGGAGUUUAAGAAGAAGGGGGCGGAGUCAGGCAAGAAGAAGAGGAACAAGAACAAGGAGAAAUCUGAGGCCAACAAGGGAGAACAGGCCAACAAGAGGCGGGGCAGCAAGGAGCUGGAGCUCCGCCCCCUCGCCCCAUUGGCCGUGGAGGAUCCGGUCGACCAGUUAGACGGAGUGGGGGAAGGAAGUGAGGGAGAGGAGGAGGAAGUGAUGAAGAUCUCUCCCCGCUCCGACAGCCCCAGAGACCUGCAGGACAUCCCAGAGGAGAGCGAGAGCUAAACUUCACCUGGAACCGCGACCUCAGGGACCCGUGAUGUCACCGUGAUGUCACCGUGACGUCACUCCUAUCAUCUUACUGUCAGACUCUGAGCCGGAGAUGAUGUCAUUUCCUGUUUCACACCAAACCAGGGGCCAAACUCAGCCGGAGAUGAUGUCACUUCCUGUUUCACCAAACUCAGCUGAACCUUUUUCCUUCUGAAUGUUUCUGUUACUAUAAACUGGAGCCAUGUGACCAGUUUACAACAUCCUGUUGCUGGAGCACCGCCCACAUCCGGCGGAGUGGGCGGGGCUUACUAAAAGGGAGAGGCUUCGAUGACCUCAUUAGAGGGGGGCGGCGACAUCAUGGGUGGGAGGAGCUUAUUGCGUCUCAGUUCAAAGUCUGCUUCAAACUAAUUAACGCUCCUCCCCCUGAGUAUCGGGGGUUAGGGGCGGGGCUAGGGGUCAGGCUCCUCCCC